AUGACUUUGGAUAAUGGCGCAGAUGAGUCUGUUAAAAAGAAAACAUCUGGUCAAACAAAAAUUAAAAAAGUCGUGGUCCACCCACUCGUAUUGCUAGGGGUUGUUGAUCACUAUAGUCGAUCUGGAAAAGUCACUAGUGGUCAGAAAAGAGUUGUAGGUGUUCUUUUGGGUUCACUAAAUGGGAGCAUCUUGGAUGUUAGCAACAGCUUUGCAGUUCCUUUCGAAGAAGAUACCACAGAUCCAGAUGUUUGGUUUCUCGACCACGAUUAUUUGGAAAGCAUGUUUACUAUGUUUAAAAAAGUUAACGCUCGAGAGAAGAUUGUGGGUUGGUAUCACUCUGGUCCUAAGCUUUGUACGAACGAUAUUAAAAUUAACGAACUUUUCCGGAAAUAUGCUCCAAACUCAGUGCUGGUAGUUGUUGAUGUAAGAAGGAAAGAAAUUGAUGGAUUACCUACUGAGGCUUAUGUCGCAGUUGAAGAAGUUCACGAUGAUGGAUCUCCAACAACGAAAUCUUUUGAUCAUCUUCGAUCGGAAGUAGAUGCUGAAGAAGCUGAAGAGGUUGGCGUUGAACACUUACUGAGGGAUAUUAAGGAUACAUCUCUUGGUUCCUUAUCGCAAAGAAUCGGUUGUCAGUUAGAUGGAUUAUCCGGUUUAUUACGACAGUUAUAUGAAAUUCGUGAAUACUUACAAUUGGUUUCUACUGACAAGCUUCCUGUUAACCAUCGUAUAAUAUACCAGUUGCAAGAUAUUUUCAAUCUACUUCCUGAUCUCAAACUGCAUGAUACAGUCCGUGCAAUUCACGUCAAUACUAAUGAUCAAAUGCUUGUUAUUUAUGUUGCUGCUAUAAUGAGAGCAAUACUCGCUUUACACGAUCUAAUUAGUAACAAAUUAACGAAUCGUGAAACUGAGAGAAAUGAAGAGGGUUUAGGUGGUAAUACAGAGUCGAAAAAAGUUCCUAUUGGUCCUGUUGAUCAAAAUAAUGGAAAAGUAGUGGAAAACGGAGCAAAAUCAAAUGGGUUAGAUUCAUCACGGAAGAAGACUGACAAAUAAUGGUUUGUCUGUGAGAAGCGGGGUUCUUAUCCAUAUAGCAUAUGUACACAUAUUUCUUUUAUGAUAAAACACUUAUGGAUGACGCAGUUGGUAUUAUUUUAGUAUUAUCCUACAAUACCAAUACAAUUGCUUUGUAUAAUGUAUUAUUAAUACUUUUGGUCUGAUUAUGUUUCGCUUUGACUGGCC
Schistosoma rodhaini is the source of this 1236-nucleotide messenger RNA. The record is from the annotation of a GenBank genome assembly. NCBI's taxonomy places the organism in Eukaryota, Metazoa, Platyhelminthes, Trematoda, Strigeidida, Schistosomatidae.